Capsella rubella is the source of this 421-nucleotide messenger RNA. RefSeq lists its product as uncharacterized. Lineage: Eukaryota; Viridiplantae; Streptophyta; Magnoliopsida; Brassicales; Brassicaceae. The coding region runs from base 69 to 335 and encodes 88 amino acids. The transcript has a single exon. The record is from RefSeq and is a predicted model, not a curated record.
ACCUUACACUUCUUCUUCUUCUUCUUCUUCAAUCUUAAGUGCUGUUCUACUCCUGUCUCUGAUCCAUCAUGGGAGGUCAUGGCAGAAAGAAGUUCUCACUCUUCAGCUUAUUCAAAGCAAGAAGGUCGUCUCAUCAUAGAGUUGAAGCUGAUGCAUCAUGGGACGACGUCGUUUACACAAGAAAAGCAUGGGCUAGUGACGAGGACAAGCGUUACUGGGUGGCUGAGCCAGGUAUUGACCGUAAAGCUUCUGCUUUCAUCGCCAAGUUCCAUGCCUCUCGUGUCUCUGAGUCCGAACGCCAAACUCUUCCUCCUUGCCAAACUCAUCAUAACUAGUCAUCAUCAUCAUCACCAUGAUGAUGAUGAAGAUGAAUGAAACAAGGCCUAGCUUAGGGCUUUAUUUAGUUUGGUUUGCUUUAUGU